AUGGCCAGCGUCCCCCAGCUGUUCGACGACCUGUGCGAGGCCCUCCUGCCCGCGGCGAAGGCCCGUCUGGGCCAGCGCGGCGUGAGCCGCAAGAGGGCCAAGCAGGGCCUCAAGAGGGUGGCCUACAACGCUCUUUUCACAAAUCUGUUUCAAGAGGAGACUCACAAGUUGCAGGCCGACGUCUCGAAACUCCCGGUGAAGAACAAGGUCCUUCUGCUGUCCUUCGACCUGAGAGCAGGCGGUCUCGGGCCCGAGGCUGACCGUUUGGAGGAGCUUGUGGAGGAGCUCCAAGCAGCCCCUGGCUGUCCGCUGACGGAAGUGGCGUCUGUUUUGGACCUCCUGGUCCGGCUGGCGGGCAGCGGGCCGCCUCAGGUUCUGCAGCGCAAGCGGGACUACUUCUUUAACAACAAGCAUGUUGGGAGAAACGUGCCCUACAGCGGCUACGACUGCUACGACCUGAGUGUGUUUGAGAUGGACGUUCAGUCUCUGAUCUCCAGAGAGGAGUACUUAUGUCAGGACAUGGUCCGGAAAGCGCUUCAGGUGAUGGAGGCGGCACCAGGCACUGGCCUGCCCACCGUUGGGCUCUUCUCAUACGGUGACCCUUGCAGCGACAGGUUUGAGAGAGACACCCGGGUCUCGCUUUUCGGUGCCCUUGUGCACAGCCGCACAUACGACAUGGAUGUCCGGCUGGACCUGCCCCCGAUGCCUGACAGCGCAGACCUCUCUGGACUAGCCAUUAAGGUUCCUCAGAGUGUGGAUCAGUCGGAAGAUGAAGGGUUCCAGUCAGCAUCUAACUUGACUCCUGACUCCCAGUCUGAACCAGGCAUGACCCCGGACAUCGACCUGUGGGAUGCUGUGCUCACCUACGAGGCCAGCAAGCGGAGGUGCUGGGAACAAGUUGGAUGCCCCCCCGGCCACAAGGAGGAGCCCUACCUCACCGAGGCGGGAAGGGACACCUUCGACAGGUUCUGCAGGCUCCGCCAAGGGGAGCUACAGGUGCUGGGCGGGGGCCUCCUGCAGGCCCCACAGCCCGUCCUGGUGAAGGAGUGCGAACUGGUGAAAGACGCACUGAAUGUCCUGAUCGGGGUCGUGUCUACCACAUUCUCCCUCUGCCAGCCAGCUCAGACCUUCAUGGUGAGGCGGGGGGUCCACGUGUCGGGAGCGUCCCCCGAGAGCAUCAGCAGCCUGCUGUCAGAGGUGGCCGAGUGUGGGACACACUACGCACGCCUGAGCCAGUUCUCCCUGCAGCCUCUACUGGACUCUUCGUGCAGCAAGGGCCUCGUGCUCCAGGCCUUCACCAGCGGCCUGAGGAGGUACCUACAGUAUUACCGGGCUUGCGUUCUCUCCACUCCACCCACCCUGAGCCUCCUCACCAUUGGCUUUCUCUUCAAGAAACUGGGCCGGCAGCUCAGGUACCUGGCCGAGCUCUGUGGUGUGGGCGGCGGGGGACCGAGGGCCGAGUUCCCGACCGGGGUGAGGCUGCUGUCCUACCUGUACCAGGAGGCCCUGGACAACUGCAGUAACGAACACUACCCGGUGCUGCUGUCCCUGCUGCAGACCAGCUGCGAGCCCUACACGAGGUUCAUUCACGACUGGGUCUACAGCGGGCUCUUCCGCGAUACUUACGGCGAGUUCAUGAUCCAGGUGAACCACGAGUACUUGGGCUUCAGAGAUAAGUUUUACUGGACCCACGGCUACGUGCUCAUUUCCAAAGAGGUGGAGGACUGUGUCCCCGUGUUCCUAAAGCACAUCGCACACGACGUGUAUGUCUGCGGGAAGACCAUCAACCUGCUGAAGCUCUGCUGCCCCCGGCACUACCUCUGCUGGUCCGACGUCCCUGUCCCUCGGAUCUCGGUGAUUUUCUCCCCGGAGGAGCUGAAGGAGGUGGAGAGGGACUGCGCCAUCUACGUGGGGCGCAUGGAGAGGGUGGCGCGCCAUAGCUCCAUCAGCAAGGAGGAGAAGGAAUUACGAAUGGAAAUCGCCAAACAAGAAUUGAUCGUCCAGGCCCGGGAGGCAGCAUCCAGGGUCCUGCGAGCGCUCAGUGACCGGCAGACGUCUGAACGCAUGGCCCUGGAUGCCCGGAAGCGAGAGCAGUUCCAGCGGCUGAAGGAGCAGUUUGUGAGGGACCAGGAGAGGCGCCGGGCGGCCAGGCAGGAGGACCCGGACGGCGACUUCGGCUAUGCCCGAGAGCUCCGUGACAGGGAGAGGAGGCUGAGGGCCCUGGAGGAGCAGCUGGAGAGGAAGGCGAGGCAGGCGCUGGUGGACCAUUACAGCAAGUUGUCUGCAGAAGCGGCUCGUCGAGAGCAGAAGGCGCUGUGGAAGAUCCAGAGGCACAGACUGGCAGGCGCGCGGCUGCGUUUCCUCGAAGAAGAUGAGAAGCGCACUCAGGAGAUGCUGAAGGACGUGUGCGAGAAGUCCUUGGAGGCCCCAGCCGUCCUCCCUGGUGCACACUCCCAGGCUUCGUCUCCAGUCCCCGAGCACUUAGCCGGAGGCAGCACCUGUGACUCUGGGUAUGCAGGGCGGCACGUGGCUGCUUAUGAUUGCCCGGGCCUCCCCCGGCCUCUGGUGGCGGCGGUCUGUGGCCCGCAGCCAGAGCGGGUGGACAGGCCGGGGCCAUUUUCCGAGGGCCUCGGUAUCCAAGACUUCCUGCCCACAGCCCGGGAGGCUGGAGAGGCUGAACACGCUGGUGUGGCCCCCAUCCUGGAGGAGGCGCUGCAGACCAUCGGCUCAGACCUGCCUCCCUCUGCCGUGUCUGAAGUGGCGGGCACAGAGCCCUCUGGGCCACAGGAGUAUGAUUUCAGAACUAUCCUGAGGCCGGCUGUGGUCACCUUGGCUUCCCCAGCGUCUCUCCAGACUGUAGGAGGUGGCUCGAGUAAUGAGGGGCAGCAGUUGUGGGGGGACAGUCUCAUGCAGCUGGAGAACACAUGUGUCCCAGAUGGGCCAAUGGCUGUGCCUCACUCACACCCCCCUAGACUCAGAUCCUCCCAGGAAGGGAGUAGCCAGGCCAUGGGGCAGCUCCUUGGGCAUGUGCCAGGGGGCAGCAUUCCCACAGGGGGUUAUGCUGCUGGGAUGGCUCCCUCGCGACCACAGUGGAACGUCCACGGACACGUGUCUGACGCCAGCAUCAAGGUGGGAGAGAAUGUGUGCGACGUGGCCCCCUCCCGACCACGAUGGAACGUCCACGGACACGUGUCUGACGCCAGCAUCAAGGUGGGAGAGAAUGUGUGCGACAUGGCCCCCUCCCGACCUCGAUGGAACGUCCACGGACACGUGUCUGACGCCAGCAUCAAGGUGGGAGAGAAUGUGUGCGACGUGGCCCCCUCCCGACCACGAUGGAACGUCCACGGACAUGUGUCUGAUGCCAGCAUCAAGGUGGGAGAGAAUGUGUGCGACGUAGCCCCCUCUCGACCACGAUGGAACGUCCACGGACACGUGUCUGACGCCAGCAUCAAGGUGGGAGAGAAUGUGUGCGACGUGGCCCCCUCCCGACCACGAUGGAACGUCCACGGACACGUGUCUGACGCCAGCAUCAAGGUGGGAGAGAAUGUGUGCGACGUGGCCCCCUCCCGACCACGAUGGAACGUCUACGGACACGUGUCUGACGCCAGCAUCAAGGUGGGAGAGAAUGUGUGCGACGUGGCCCCCUCCCGACCACGAUGGAAUGUCCACGGACAUGUGUCUCAGUCCCGUGUGGUGCUGGGUGCACUCUCGGGGGAAGACCAGCCGGAUACACCCGCGCCCUACCAGAGCCCCACUGACCAUGAGUCCCAGUCAGGCCUCAGCCUGGGAGCACAGAGCCCUGUUGGGGGCCGUGAGCCACGGCGGCCUGCAGACAGGGCCUCAGAUGGUUCGUGUAGUCACGUGGUCAGCUCCGGCAGUGGGGAGGCGAGUGACCAGGCUUCGCUGUCUGCAGUGGCUGCAUCUGGGGCUCUGGGAGACGGUAUCCCUGAGGAGCCAGGACCAGGGAGAAGUGGGGACACUGAGGACCUCUCUCCAAGCCACCCUUCAAGCUCACAGGAAGGCGUGGCCACCGGGAGCAGCCCUGGCCUUGGUGAGGAGGAGGCUGCGGCCCAGCGCUGGGGCCAGGAGCAGGCCUACCUGACGGGCCUGGCGGAGCAGUACCGCCUGGAGCAAUACCCGGACAGCUACGAGGCCAUGUCAGAGCCUCCUGUCGCCCACCUGCUACACCACGGGCUUCCGCGGGCCUUCUCCCUCCCCGAGGAACCCCGGGUCCGGUCGGAUGCAGAUGAGACAGCGGUGGAGCUCAGUGAGCUGCUGCCGCUGCCCGUGCUCAUGAAGCACUCCAUCACGGCCCCGCUGGCCGCGCACGUCUCCUUGGUGAACAAGGCUGCGGUGGACUACUACUUCGUGGAGCUCGGCCUGGAGGCGCACUUUGAGGCCCUGCGGCACUUCCUGCUCAUGGAGGAUGGAGAGUUUGCCCAGUCCCUCAGCGACCUGCUGUUUGAGAAGCUGGGGGCGGGGCAGACGCCGGGGGAGCUCCUCAACCCGCUGGUGCUCAACUCGGUGCUGAGCAAGGCCCUGCAGUACAGCCUGCACGGGGACACCCCGCAUGCCGCCAACCUCUCCUUUGCCCUCAAGUUCCUGCCCGAGGCGUUUGCCCCCAACGCCCCGGACGUGCUGAACUGCCUGGAGCUCAGGUACAAGGUGGACUGGCCCCUCAACAUCGUGGUCACCGAGAGCUGCCUGAGCAGGUACAGCGGCAUCUUCUCCUUCUUGCUGCAGCUGAAGCUGAUGAUGUGGACGCUCAAGGACAUCUGCUUCCACCUCAAGCGCGCAGCCCUGGUGAGCCGCGCGGCCGGCUCCGUGCAGUUCCGCCAGCUGCAGCUCUUCAAGCACGAGAUGCAGCACUUCGUGAAGGUCACGCAGGGCUACAUCGCCAACCAGAUACUGCACGUCACCUGGUGUGAGUUCCGGGCCCGGCUGGCCGGGGUGGGCGACCUUGAGGAGAUCCAGCGUGCGCACGCAGAGUACCUGCACAAGGCCGUCUUCAGGGGCCUGCUGACCGAGAAGGCUGCACCUGUCAUGAAUGUCAUCCAUAGCAUCUUCAGCCUGGUCCUCAAGUUCCGCAGCCAGCUCAUCUCCCAGCCCUGGGUCCCGGCUGGCGGCCCACGGGGUGCCGAGCACCCCAACUUUGCCCUCAUGCAGCAGUCCUACAGCACCUUCAAGUACUACUCCCAUUUCCUCUUCAAAGUGGUGACCAAGCUGGUGAACCGCGGCUACCAGCCCCACCUGGAGGACUUCCUGCUGCGCAUCAACUUCAAUAGCUACUACCAGGAUGCCUGAGGCCACGACACAGGUGCCCCCCCCCCCCCCCCCCCCCCGGCACCUGGCCUUCCCGGGAGGGCGGGUCAGGGUGCAGUGACCACACAGAGACGGGCCAGGGAAGCUGCUGGUUUAUUUGGGGACCGUGUCUGCCCGGUAGGUAGGGGGCUGGGGCCGCUCUGCCCACCUGGGCCUGCUUCCCACUGCUGAGCUCCUGUCCUCGCACCUCCUGUCCUUGCACCAAGCGGCUUUUAUGGGGAGCGCACUGAGUGUGGGGCGGGGCUGCUGAGUCUGUGUCAGACAGAGACGGGUCAGGUCCUGACUGGACGUCUCGGCCGUCAUGGAGAGACGGGGCGUGGGGUUGCCCGCUGGGUGCCCACCGCCUCAAGGACUCAGUGGGGCUCGAGGCCUCGGGGGCUCCACGUGCGGAGGCCUCCGAGGCGGUUACGAGGAUCACGUCACACACAGUUCUGCCGCCCACAGCGGGGGCUUGCUGCCGUAGGAGCGUCCCCCGCUGUGCGCCCCGCCGGCCCCCUCGGCCUCCGGGACCUCGGCGGCCUCGCCUUCCCUGUGGUAGGGGGCCUCCAGGAGCUUCAGCACCCGCCGCACCUGGAGAAGAGCAAGAAGAGGGGUUUUAGGGCCUGCCCGUCCCUCCUCACCCAGCCCCUGCUGCCGGACCCAGGGACGAAGGAGGGGCAGGUGUCUGCUCGCCUCUGAGAAGUCUCCGUUCUCGGCAGCCUCGAUGGCAUUCUGUGCGAUGUAGUUCCGCAGGACGUACUUGGGGUUGUUAGCACGCAUGACGCGCAGGCGCUCGGCCUGCCAGGUGUCACUGUCGCCGGCGCCCUCCCUGUCCUUCUCCAGCCGGGCUCUGGAAUCACAUCCAAGUUCAUCUCCCCAGCAGAUACCCCCUCCCACAUCUCCCGGGCUCGGUUCCCCGCGUGGGGAGUCGUCCGCAGCCACGUCACGGGGAGACGGUGACGCGGGCGGUCGGCGCCCCGACCCGGAGCCUCGCCGGCCCCGGGCGGCAGGGCCGGCCUCACCUGUACUCCUGGAGCCAGUCAGCCCAGUGGCUCCUGUUCCUGCUCAGAAGCUCGGCCGAGCUCAGCUGCUCCAGCCGCGACUGCUGCUCGACGCGCUCCAGCUCCUUGGUGACGCUGGCUCGGGUGCCGAUGAGCGCGAAGAGCUGAGGGUUGGACUGCGCCAGCAUCAGCAUCAUGGAGAGCUGCCUGUGCAGAGGGGCAGCGUGAGGCACGGCCCGACCACCGGGCACCCGGAAGAUGGCUGUCUGGGCACGGCGGAGGUGGCGAUGGCUUCGGCGGCUCUGCUGUGCCCCCGCCGACAGCCCCGGUGUGUGUGUGUGGGGGGGGGGGUGAGCCGGGCCGACGGGCGAGGCAGCCGUCCACCCCUGCUCUGCGACAGCCCUUCCGUGUCGUGGAACGAGUGCACCCCGAGGGGCUUGGCCCCUGCCUGUGUCCCGACCCCACAGUGACUUCCCCCAGGGGAAGGUCACUACUGGCUGCUUCUCCACAGUGACCACAAGGCUGGGUCCGCGAGGGCCCGGCGAGCAGGGACAGCACUGACACCCCCUUCCCCAGUCACGCUGGCUUUGUGUUCCGUAGGCCCUGCCAGCCGGUCCUCCCUGUGCGUCCUGGCAGCCAGCAGCCACUCACCACGGCGCUGCACUAAAUUCUCUCGAACCACAGUCUGUUGGCUUGUUUAUCAAAACCCGGAAACCAUGCUUCCCACGUCUUACUCGGGGCAU
This is a messenger RNA of Lynx canadensis (Canada lynx), 7045 nucleotides long. RefSeq names its product tubulin gamma complex associated protein 6 (gene TUBGCP6). Lineage: Eukaryota; Metazoa; Chordata; Mammalia; Carnivora; Felidae. The transcript has 25 exons. The coding region runs from base 1 to 5304 and encodes 1767 amino acids. Gene Ontology annotation, cellular component: equatorial microtubule organizing center; gamma-tubulin complex; centrosome. The record is from RefSeq and is a predicted model, not a curated record. Gene Ontology annotation, molecular function: gamma-tubulin binding; microtubule minus-end binding. Gene Ontology annotation, biological process: spindle assembly; cytoplasmic microtubule organization; mitotic cell cycle.